Messenger RNA from Tetranychus urticae (two-spotted spider mite), 1591 nucleotides. RefSeq names its product neuropeptide Y receptor type 6-like. Gene Ontology annotation, cellular component: plasma membrane. Gene Ontology annotation, molecular function: G protein-coupled receptor activity. NCBI's taxonomy places the organism in Eukaryota, Metazoa, Arthropoda, Arachnida, Trombidiformes, Tetranychidae. The record is from RefSeq and is a predicted model, not a curated record. Gene Ontology annotation, biological process: G protein-coupled receptor signaling pathway.
AUGUACACUGCUUGGAAUAGUUCAGUUAUUAAAGCUCCGUUUAUUGAUACAAAUGUUGCUGUUGAAAGUAAUACAACUUCAUCAACCAUUGAUAAAAUUACUUCAACAAGUCAGAUUGAACCUUCAAGUCCAGUUGAGAUUUCAACAUACGAUAAAGAAGUUCACAUUCUUGAAUUUAUCGAAUCUCAGUAUAGCCAUAGAGAAACAACCGUUAUUGUGAUUACCCUUCUCUAUAUGGUUCUUUUUAUUCUGGGUUUAGUCGGAAACAUUUGCAUAAUUUAUUGGCAUGUUGCUCCAAAAUCAUCUUAUUAUCAGCGAACAACUUCCAACAUACUUGUUAUCAACCUUUGUUUAUCUGAUUUGUUGGUUACCUUUUUCUGCUGCCCAUUUGUGGCUUAUGCCAAGAAUACAACCAUUUGGAGGUUUGGUGAAAUACCAUGUACUUUGGUCCAUUACAUGCAAGGAGUCGCAAUAACAUCGACAACUCUGUCAAUGACUUCACUGUCCUUUGCUAGGUACACAUUAAUGCAACGAAGCGAUCUUGUCUCGAUGCGUAAAUUUGCACCACUCAACAGUAUAUUUUUGUGCAUUACUUGGCUAUCCUCGACUCUGUUGCCAAUACCAUUACUUUUUGUCCGUAAACUCAAACUUGUCCAUUUACUCGACUAUUCUUUCUCCUUUUGCCUUGAACUUUGGCCUUCCGAUGUUCACCGUAAACUGUUUAGCGUUAUAACUUUCAUCAUUGUUUACCUGAUUCCUUGCUCCAUUCUAGUCUACUGUCAUACUCGAGUCUCUUUGGCUUUGGUAUCAUCUAAUCGGGAACUGACGAAUAGACGGGGAACUAUGAAUGGUGAUAUACGUGGUUCAUCACGUAAAAGGGCUUUCCGUGUAAAAUCGUCAACCAUUUCAUCCGAUUCGUCGACCAUUGAUAACCUUGAAAUUUUAAUCAAUCCUGAGAUGAAGGAGAAGAAGAAAAUGGCCAUGAAUAGACGACACUUGUCUCGAUUCCUAAUGUCCAUAACAGUCUGCUUUGUCUUUUGUUGGCUUCCAUACAACAUACUUUCCUUUUAUUUCGACCUAACAGAGUCUCAAUAUGCCCUUGAUAUGUUGCCUUUCACUCUUUUCCUGGGUCAUUCUCAUUCUGCCAUCAAUCCUUUAGUCUAUUGGACUUUGAUUAAAACGGAACGUGAAAAGCGUUUAAGAGCCAUUGAACUGCGAUCCAUUCUGGUUCAACUGUCACACAAUAGUAUGAAUGAAAGAAAUGCCAAGCCUAAAUCGGAAGAAGAGAAGUGUAAAGACAAAAGUGAAUCCAAAAUGGACACGACAAUAUCAAGCUGCUCAAGUUAUCGUUAUUGCAUUCGUUACUAGUAUUUUAAAUUAACAAAUAAUGAUCAAUUGAAACAAGGAAUUGAUCCAUCAAAAUCAAAGCAUGUCUUAUGCAUGUAACAAAAUCAAUGACCAAGAAACAAUAACAACAAACGAGCUUAAAUCUGUUACAAUAAUCUGUAUAAAUAGAUGUUCGAAAGAUCUUGUUAUUUAAUCAUCAAAUAAUUUCAAAAUAAUAUCUUGUAAAAAAAGAUCUAUAAUUUGA